This is a messenger RNA of Coccidioides posadasii C735 delta SOWgp, 489 nucleotides long. Lineage: Eukaryota; Fungi; Ascomycota; Eurotiomycetes; Onygenales; Onygenaceae. The record is from RefSeq and is a predicted model, not a curated record.
AUGUUUUUGCCCGAGGAUAUAGUCCCAAAGCCGCGUUUCGACCAAGAAAUCGAGCGUUUAGAAUCUGAAAAAGCAGUCAGGGCCUCUCAAUAUCCAACUAUCUCUCAACUCUAUGAUCUCCGCAAUCAAAAAAGGGCAUUGGAAUUUGAGCUUUUCGAUAAAGACGAUCGAUUACUUGGAGAGGAAUAUGACGAGGAUUUGGCUAAGCAACUGAAAACGAAGCUUGAAAAUCUUAUGGGACAAAUUGACUCCCUCCGGAACCGAUCUGAAAUAGAGGCGAUCAAGGCUCGGGAACGUGAAAUAGAAGUAUGGAAUCGUAAAAGAGGCCUCAACUGCCUUUCGAAGGAGAUGCCAAGGGGUGCCUUACGCGAGCCAACCAUUUUGAUAAGUUCGCCUUCUCAUCGCAUCUGUGAUGAUUGUUCGUUGUUCAAAAACAACGUCAACCGCUUUUUUGGUCUUUCGAUUCAGCUUUAUGAGUGUACUAUGUGA